Molecule: messenger RNA, 764 nt
Organism: Notothenia coriiceps (black rockcod)
Lineage: Eukaryota; Metazoa; Chordata; Actinopteri; Perciformes; Nototheniidae
Product: baculoviral IAP repeat-containing protein 6-like
Exons: 5
Source: RefSeq, a predicted model, not a curated record
AUAUUCCAGGCCACUCUGUGCCCUCAGUGCUGCAGAGUACCUUCCAUGCCCAGGCCUGUGAGGAGCUCUUCAAACACCUCUGCAUCAGUGGGACGCCUAAGAUCCGUCUCCACGCCGGCCUGCUGCUGGUUCAGCUGUGUGGAGGAGAGCGCUGGUGGGGCCAGUUCCUCUCCAACGUCCUGCAGGAGCUCUACAACUCUGAGCAGCUGCUCAUCUUCCCUCAGGACAGGGUGUUCAUGCUGCUGUCCUGCAUUGGCCAAAGAUCCCUGAGUAACAGUGGAGUGUUGGAGGGGCUCCUGAACCUGCUGGACAGCCUGCUGUCUCCCCUGCAGCAGCCACAGGCCUCCGCCCAGCGCAGGACCGAGGGUGUUUUGGAUAUCCCCAUGAUCAGCUGGGUAGUGAUGUUGGUCUCUAGACUGCUGGACUAUGUAGCCAGUAUAGAAGAUGAGGCUGCAGGGGGUAAGAAGCACCUUGGAGGGAAAGAACGGGAGAGAUCUUUUACAGGUAUUCAGUGGAGCUUCAUCAACAACAGCCUUCAGUCUCAGAACUCCGGCAGGGCAGCUAAAGGCAACAGCAGCCUGGACCGACUUUACUCGCGCAAGAUCCGCAAACAGCUCGUCCACCACAAGCAGCAGUUAAAUCUAUUGAAAGCAAAACAGAAGGCUUUGGUGGAGCAGAUUGAGAAGGAGAAGAUCCAGAGCAACAAAGGCUCCUCCUACAAACUGCUGGUGGAACAGGCCAAGCUCAAACAGGCCACAUCCAAG